AUGGCCGCCCUCAUCAACACAGACGACGAGAUGGCNCCCUCGUUGCAGAACAUCCUCGACCAAAAGACGCUCCGCUGGAUCUUUGUCGGCGGUAAAGGUGGUGUCGGAAAGACAACCACCUCUUGUUCUCUGGCCAUUCAGCUCGCAAAGCACCGCAAGAACGUCCUCCUCAUCUCGACCGACCCUGCACACAACUUGUCCGAUGCCUUCAACCAAAAGUUCGGAAAGGACGCCCGCCUGGUCAAUGGCUUUGACAACUUGAGCGCCAUGGAGAUUGACCCCAACGGAUCUAUCACUGACAUGCUCAAUGCUGGUGGUGAGGAGACUCAGGAGGCCAUGUCUGGUCUCGGUGGUAUGGGCAACAUGAUGCAGGACCUUGCUUUCAGCGUGAGUGGUGGCAUUUCAGCACAGAGACACGCAUUGCUAACUGUCUUCGCACAAACANNGAUUCCCGGUGUCGAUGAAGCCAUGUCCUUUGCCGAAGUCCUCAAGCAAGUCAAGUCGCUCAGCUACGAAGUCAUCAUCUUCGAUACCGCACCCACUGGCCACACCCUCCGUUUCCUCCAAUUCCCCACCGUCAUGGAGAAGGCUCUCGGCAAGAUCUCGCAACUCUCCGGCCAGUUUGGCCCCAUGCUCAACGGCAUUCUCGGUGCCCGUGGUGGCCUCCCUAACGGACAGAGCCUCGACGACGUUAUCAAGAAGAUGGAGGAUCUGCGCGCUACCAUCAGCGAGGUCAACACCCAAUUCAAGAACGCCGACCUUACCACAUUUGUCUGUGUGUGUAUUCCCGAGUUCUUGUCGCUGUACGAGACAGAGAGAAUGAUCCAGGAGUUGAACAGCUAUGAGAUUGACACACAUGCCAUUGUUGUCAACCAGCUGUUGUUCCCCAAGGAAGACAAUCCUUGCGAGCAGUGCAAUGCGAGAAGAAAGAUGCAGAAGAAGUACCUUGAGCAAAUCGAGGAUCUUUACGAUGAGUUCAAUGUCGUCAAAAUGCCUUUGCUCGUUGAGGAGGUUAGAGGAAAGGACAAGCUUGAGAAGUAA
Molecule: messenger RNA, 1041 nt
Organism: Aureobasidium vineae
Lineage: Eukaryota; Fungi; Ascomycota; Dothideomycetes; Dothideales; Saccotheciaceae
Source: the annotation of a GenBank genome assembly